CAGUUGCCGCACACAGACGGUGAUUCUUCGACUUUCUGCUGCAAAUCUCUGUCUCGUCUAAGGAAAUUCUGCAAGGAUGGGUCGUGUGCGCACCAAGACCGUGAAGAAGUCAUCUCGACAGGUAAUUGAGAGGUACUACUCCAAAAUGACAUUGGAUUUCCACACCAACAAGAAGAUUUUGGAGGAAGUUGCUAUAAUUCCUUCCAAGCGUCUCCGCAACAAGAUUGCUGGAUUCUCCACUCACCUCAUGAAGCGUAUCCAGAAGGGACCAGUCCGUGGUAUCUCCCUGAAACUGCAAGAGGAGGAACGUGAGAGACGCAUGGACUUUGUUCCUGAUGAAUCUGCCAUCAAGACUGAUCUCAUUGAAGUUGACAAGGAGACCCUUGACAUGCUUUCAGCCCUCGGCAUGUCUGACCUUCCAGGCGUUGUCAAGCAGGCCGCUGAGCCACAAGCAGUGGCAGCUCUCCCAUCAUAUGGCCGCGGUGGAGGUGGUUUUGGACGGAAAUACUAAUAAGAGAACAGUUACAAUGAUCUCUUAUGAUCUAUUGAAGAAACUUUUUGGUAGAUUAUAUGUUUAGUUUUCCCUAAUUUUUCUUUUAAAGAGUCUUUGAAACUCAUUCCAGUGUUUUUGAAACAUAAAUGAUGAACAACCCCUUUUGGUGUUAAAAUGCAUUUGAUACAUUCCCUCAA
Solanum lycopersicum (tomato) is the source of this 690-nucleotide messenger RNA. RefSeq names its product 40S ribosomal protein S17 (gene RPS17). The record is from RefSeq and is marked validated. Gene Ontology annotation, cellular component: ribosome. Gene Ontology annotation, biological process: translation. Gene Ontology annotation, molecular function: structural constituent of ribosome. NCBI's taxonomy places the organism in Eukaryota, Viridiplantae, Streptophyta, Magnoliopsida, Solanales, Solanaceae.